Molecule: messenger RNA, 923 nt
Organism: Halteromyces radiatus
Lineage: Eukaryota; Fungi; Mucoromycota; Mucoromycetes; Mucorales; Cunninghamellaceae
Product: nucleophile aminohydrolase
Exons: 6
Coding region: 44-835 (263 amino acids)
Cellular component (GO): proteasome core complex
Source: RefSeq, a predicted model, not a curated record
AUUUCCUUAACUUUUUACUUCCUUUAUCAAUUUAUCUAUAAUUAUGGAUCACUUUCCUUCUAACUGGGGUAAACCUCGCAAUGAAAAUGUAGAUCAAUAUAAUACUGUUCCUUUACACAAGACACUUCCUGAUGGAUUAGCUCAAAGUGCUUACGGCCCAACUACUAGAACUCAACAACCUUUGAUUACUGGUACAUCAGUUAUUGCUUUCAAGUACAAAGAUGGUAUCAUGAUGGCUGCUGAUAUGCUAGGUUCUUACGGUUCAUUGGCUCGAUUCCGUGAUAUUCAACGGUUAUAUCCUGUAGGUGAGAAAACCAUUGUAGGUGCUUCUGGUGAUCUCUCAGACUAUCAAUACAUACAACACAUCUUGGAUUCACUUAUGACCAAAGAACACUGCGCUGAUGAUGGUCAUGUUCUAGGCACUUCAAACAUAUACGAAUACCUCUGGCGUGUUAUGUAUAAUCGACGAUCAAAGUUUAAUCCUCUUUGGAACUCUCUUGUUGUUGGUGGUAUUGAUAAAGGUGAAAGAUUCUUGGGCUAUGUUGAUUUACGUGGCACUACCUAUCAAACAACAACCAUUGCUACUGGAUUUGGAUCUCAUUUGGCACAACCUAUCUUAAGAAAACGAGUAGAAGGCCGAGAAGAUGAAAUCACAGAAGAAGAAGCUAUCCAAAUUCUCGAGGAUUGUAUGCGUGUAUUGUUUUACAGAGAUGCCAGAUCUCUCAACAAGUUUCAACGUGGUAAGAUCACAGAAGCUGGAUUGGAAAUCAGUGAGCCUUAUGCUUUGGAAACGGAAUGGGGAUUUGCCGAAGGUAUCAGAGGGUAUGGUGCUUAGAUCAUUCCUUUUAGUUUAGUUUAGUUUCAUUUAUACUUUGGAUGAUCGAAAUAAAGUCUUGUAUUUUUUUUUUUUUGACCAUUCUAAC